UGCAGAGACUACAGAUCUUGUGUGAAUGUGUUUUACGUUGGAGUAGAUGUUUCCUCUCUAAACUCUUCUCCCUGAAACUCAAUAUUAAAAGUGCACAGGAAACAGGAGUCGAGGAGAAGAAUAAACACUGGUCAAAGAAAAAGUUGUGUCAUUUCCUUCAGUCAGGAGUGUACGUCUAUCAAUCCACACUUAUUCCCCCCUCAAACAAAGGACCAAGGAGAAGAAAAUGAGGAAGAAAACUACGAACAUCUGAACAGGAUGAUGCUUUAAGAGGACAACCGAUUCCAUCAACACAUAGAAAUGGAGGUGUAAAUUUUAGCAGAAGAUAUAAGAUAAUAGCACAAUGAAAAGGACUCUAAUAUUACGUCUAGUAAUCUUGCUGGCAGUGUGGUUAAUAUGUGCUUCUGAACAAUCUCAGAGAAAAGCACCUCAAAGGGAUAAUGGAGCUAGCAGCCCAACGCACAGUGGAAGAACUCCACCCUCCCAUAUAAAACAUGGCCAUUUACUUAGAAAUCAAAAUAAAUCUGUAAAUAGGGGUCUGAUAAAAAGAAACUUGUUACAAUCUAUGCAAAGAGAUGAAGGCCAAACUCAGGCUAAAAGGACCAACACACAAAGGACUGGUGUGAGGCAACCACAAGCUAGGAUGUUGAAGGAUGACAGCACAUCUGCUCGCUCUAGAACAGCACGUUUUCCAUCUGCUGCAAGUUCCCCUAAUAUUCUUGCAAGCUUUGCUGGGAAAAACAGAGUAUGGAUUAUCUCUGCACCUCAUGCAUCUGAUGGCUAUUAUCGACUCAUGAUGAGCCUUAUGAAAAAUGAUGUGUACUGUGAACUUGCUGAAAGACACAUUCAACAGAUUGUUAUAUUCCAUGAGGCAGGAGAAGAAGGGGGGAAAAUAAGACGAAUUACAAAUGAAGGAAAUAUCAUAGAGCAGCCUGUGGAUCCAGCAAUAGUACCAAAAAUGAUGGCUUCUUUAAAACUAGAAAAAGGAAAAUUUGGUAUGGUUCUCCUUAAAAAGACUUUGCAAGUAGAGGAACGGUAUCCUUAUCCUGUUCGUUUAGAAGCAAUGUAUGAAGUUGUUGAUCAAAAUCCAAUUAGGAAAAUAGAAAAACUCAGGCAAAAAGGUUUUGUACAAAAAUGUAAAGCAGCUGGAGUGGAAGGGCAAGUAUCUGAAGGAGAGAGUGGUGGUAGCAGCAGUAGUAGCGGAACAAAUGGGGGUAGUAAUACAAGAGUUACAAAGCCUAAACCAACCAGUGAAACUGUUCAAGUCUCAGUUAAGAAGGAGGAACCAAGAAGAAAUGUUGUCCCUACAAGGUUAACCAGGGUUAAAAGUACAAGAAAACCUUUCACUGCACCUUCAACCACAAUUAAAAUAACAACUCUUGCUCCUUCCACAAAGGCCACUACACGCAUAUUAACUACAGCUUCAAGGCCACCAACAACAGUGCCAACAACAGUUCUUCCCACAACUCCAAAACCAUUGACUACUAAGUCUUUUACCACUUCAGAGCCUUACAGAUCGCCAGUACAAGCUGAAGUAACAACACGAGGUCCAGAAACAGAGGAGCACUAUUUUCCUGUGAGAACUGAUAAACAUAGACACAGACAGCAUGUGCAGACAGGAAAGCACUUUGCUACUACAAGCAAAGCAAACAAACCAAUGGUCCAUGAGUCCCAAACAGAUGUUCCCAUUGUUUCCACAACUACUACUGAGCAUUAUACAAAAGAAAACACAGGGCGGUUUGGGGAUAACCGUACCGAUCGAAAAGACCACAGUUCUCAUGAUGUUGUACCAACUCAAAGGAAACCCCAAAAGACUAAAACAUCUAAAAAGAAAGGGGUUGAGAAAACAUUUACUAAUGAAUAUGAUGAUAAAUUUGACAUUGGAAAACCUACAACAUCACAGGUCGAAGAGACCAUAGAAGAAGCCAGCAUUCCACCCAAAAAAGGAAAAGAGCAGAAAAAGGAGGAAAAACCUGAGAAGACUGAUAAGAAGAAGAAGAAGAAAGCAGACAAGUCAGAGAAACCUCCAAAGAAAGAAAAAACUGAUAAAAAAAACAAAUCCGAUAAAAAAGUUAAGCCAGAAGAAGAACGUAAGAAAAAGAACAAGAAGAUAGGGAAAGGUGACGAAGAGAUUUACAUAAAACCAGUGAAAAAGACAUUUAUAGAGGCCCCAAAAAGAUCAUUGUCAACAUUCUUGGAAAACUUUGAAGGCAAAAGAAGGCUAUUGCUCAUCACAACUCCAAAGGAGGACAACAACAUGUACUCCCAGCAACGCGAUGAGUAUCUGGAGACUGUCUGUGAGAUGGCCAUAAGAAAGAUCUCAAUUAUCACAAUUUCUGGAACACUGACCAACAGCACAAUGAAAAUGGAUCACUUCCAACUAGAUAAUGAAAAACCAAUGAAGGUAAUUGGAGAUGAUGACUUGCUGGACCGUGAGCUGAUUACAGAAUUAAGAAAAGAGUAUGGCAUGACCUACAAUGAUUUCUUCAUGGUGCUGACAGAUUUGGAUAUGAGAGUAAAGCAAUAUUACGAAGUGCCUAUUGCGAUGAAGUCAGUCUUUGACAUUGUCGAUACAUUCCAAUCCAGAAUUAAAGAGAUGGAGAAGCAGAAGAGGGAUGGGAUUACAUGUAAAAGGGAAGACAAGACAAGGUCACUGGAAAGUUUUCUCUCAAGGUUCCGUUGGAGAAGACGUUUGCUGAUUAUAUCUUCUGCCAAUGAUGAAGAAUGGGCUUAUCAGCAGCAGCUGUAUGCACUGAGUGGACAAGCUUGUAAUAUGGGUUUACGACACUUGGCCAUUUUGAAAAUGGUUGGCAUUGGUGUGGAUGGCAGUGGUGUUUUAGAGCUGUACCCUAUCAACGGAAGUUCCAGUGUGGACAGGGAAGAUCUUUCGUUUAACUUAGUGAAAGACAUAAGAAACUAUUUUCAAAUCAGCCCAGAAUAUUUCUCCAUGCUCCUGGUUGGGAAAGAUGGCAAUGUCAAGUCUUGGUACCCUUCACCGAUGUGGUCCAUGGCUAUUGUGUAUGACUUAAUAGACUCUAUGCAGCUUAGAAGACAAGAAAUGGCCAUCCAACAAUCCCUGGGAAUGCGCUGCCCUGAAGAUGAGUAUGGAGGAUAUGGUUACCAUGGUUACCCUCACGAAAGAUAUGAGGAGGGAUAUCAGGAUGAUUAUCGACACCACGAGGGAUAUUACCAUAGAUAUCAUGACUAACAAAGUGAUCAUUUGCCAAAAAUACUUGCAAUAAGAUUUUGAAUAUGUAAAUGACAUUUGUCUUUCCCCCUGCUAUGAUCAGAGUAUAUUUUUCUCUGUUUUGAGUGUUUUAGGAAAACGAACUAGGCCACAACUGCCGUGUAAUAAUACCUUUCUGUUUGCCUAUGGCAAUAAUGAUAUGAUAGGUUUUCAUUUGCCUCUUUCGUUCCAUGUGAAGAUAUUUUUUUCUCAAGUAUUUAUUGGAAAAUGUAAACACGUUCAUAAACUUAUCUAAGGAGCAACUCAUACACAUGUACCCAUGUCAAACGACAGACGUGCUAUGGCCCCUGACC
Bufo bufo (common toad) is the source of this 3540-nucleotide messenger RNA. RefSeq names its product coiled-coil domain containing 80 (gene CCDC80). Lineage: Eukaryota; Metazoa; Chordata; Amphibia; Anura; Bufonidae. Bases 344 to 3208 code for a protein of 954 amino acids. The record is from RefSeq and is a predicted model, not a curated record. The transcript has 8 exons.